Xenopus laevis (African clawed frog) is the source of this 3430-nucleotide messenger RNA. It is a transcript of the gene enox1.L, whose product is annotated as ecto-NOX disulfide-thiol exchanger 1 L homeolog. The record is from RefSeq and is a predicted model, not a curated record. Lineage: Eukaryota; Metazoa; Chordata; Amphibia; Anura; Pipidae. Gene Ontology annotation, molecular function: protein disulfide isomerase activity; RNA binding; nucleic acid binding. Gene Ontology annotation, cellular component: plasma membrane; extracellular region. The transcript has 20 exons. Bases 545 to 2488 code for a protein of 647 amino acids.
GUGGAUCUUGCUCGUGUCUCCCUGAGCCGGCACACACAGCACUGAGCGUUCUAGCUUCUCCGUUGUUUCUGUGCCAGCAGGCUGCUCCCAGGCUCCCCACCACGGGGCGUCAGUCUGCAGCAUUUGCAGCUCUCAGGGACCGGGACGAACGCCUUUCUUCAGGCUCGGAGAGGAGAGCACGGGACUGACACACAGGUUAUAUCGCUGAAGACUAUUGCCAAGACAAACAGAAGCUGAAACAGGGUGCUGCUUUUAGACAUUAACCAAAACUUCAUCCUGAAAAACAACUUUUCAACAUUGCAAGCAAGAUUUUAAGAAGAGUGGAACUAAAGAACACUUUCAUAUUCUACUUGAUCACAUCGCUGUAGUUCAUCGGAGCAAUUGUGGAAGGAGCAGAAGGUAUAUCAGGACCAGACGAGCCCCAGCUGAACAGCGGGAUUUUCAGUGGAUUCUUUUCAACACCAAAUAAAGGGCUUGACUCCAAAAUCGGUGCCAAGAGCUGAAUGAGUUACUGGUGGACUCUACAAUUAAUAAGAAGGCUUUCAUGUCUCAGAAUGAUAACCAAGCAAUAAGGAACAUAUCCAUAGUUGAAAGGACUGAAAGGCAACAAACAGAAUCAGCAGAAACAAUGGCUACAGCAGCGGAUGCUCUUGGGAGUAUAGCUAUCGAUGCUACGCACCUCACUAUGUCAGUCACAGACCCCACAGCUUGGGCCACAGCAAUGAACAACCUUGGGAUGGUUCCUGUAGGACUUGCUGGACAACAGCUCAUAUCAGAUUCAAUCUGUGUGCCGGGCUUUGAUCCAAGCUUAAGCAUGAUGACUGGUAUAACUCAGAUCAAUCCAAUGAUGGCAGGAAUGGGCCUUUUGCCCCCACCACCAACUCAGUUACCUAUUGUCAAAGAGAUUAUCCACUGCAAAAGCUGCACCCUAUUCCCGCCCAACCCCAAUUUGCCUCCACCCUCGACAAGAGAGAGGCCACCGGGCUGUAAAACUGUGUUUGUUGGAGGACUUCCUGAAAAUGCAACAGAGGAGAUUAUUCAAGAAUUGUUUGAGCAAUGUGGUGAUAUUACAGCUAUUCGCAAAAGCAAGAAGAAUUUUUGUCACAUUCGAUUUUCUGAAGAAUUUAUGGUUGAUAAAGCCAUUUACCUCUCUGGCUAUCGAAUGAGGCUUGGAUCCAGCACAGACAAAAAGGACUCAGGCCGCCUUCAUGUUGAUUUUGCUCAAGCAAGGGAUGACUUUUAUGAGUGGGAAUGCAAGCAGAGAAUGCUUGCCAGAGAAGAACGGCAUAGACGCAAGUUAGCGGUAGACCAGCUGAGACCUCCGUCACCUCCAGCUAUUAUGCAUUAUUCAGAACAUGAAGCCGCAAUGCUUGCUGAGAAACUUAAAGAUGAUAACAAAUUUUGUGAAGCCAUCACUGUGCUUCUCACUUGGAUUGAGCGAGGAGAAGUAAACAGGCGAUCAGCAAAUCAAUUCUAUUCCAUGAUCCAGUCUGCAAACAGUCAGGUACGGCGACUUAUGAAUGAGAAGGCAGCUGAUGAAGAAACAAUGGAACAAGCCAAGGAGACCUUUAAAACAGCACUUUUUGGAAUUCUCACUCAAUUUGAGCAGAUUGUGGCCGUUUUCAACGCUUCCACCAGACAAAAAGCAUGGGACCAUUUCUCGAAAGCUCAACGCAAGAAUAUUGACAUUUGGCGAAAGCACUGUGAGGACUUACGAAAUGCACAAAGUGAGCAGCUUAUGGGAAUCCGCCGGGAAGAGGAAAUGGAAAUGUCUGAUGAUGACAGCAGUGACAUCCCAAAUAAAAAAGCUCGACUGGAUGAAUCCGCUGCUCAGGCCUAUGCGCUGAAAGAAGAAAACGACAGCCUCCGAUGGCAGCUAGAUGCAUACAGGAAUGAAGUAGACCUUCUGAAGCAAGAGAAAGGACAUUAUGGCCGAACAGAAGAAAGUGUAACUAAGGACCAGCAGCUGCAGUUUUUACAGCAAACUAUGCAAACGAUGCAACAGCAAUUAGCCGCAAUGCAGGAAGAGUUAAACAAAAAAAAGAGUGAGCUGGAGCAAGCCAAGGAAGAGCAAACACAUGCACAUGCGCUGGUCAGCGUUCUCAAAGAACAGCUCAAAAGUGCCAAAGAAGUUACAGAUGUCACCAACCAGGAAUACCUUAGCAAAGAAAACGGCAUGGUCAGUGUUGCUGUAUACAACCAUGAUAAAGAAAAAGAUGCUGAAAAACAAAGACAAUCUCUCAAGUCAGAAAAAGAAGCCAUGCUAAUAGGUAUCAUAUCUACAUUUCUCAAUGUCCAUCCCUUUGGAGCCAAUACGGAAUACUUAUGGUCUUAUCUGCAACAGCUGGACUCAACGAUAUCGGCAAAUGAUAUCGAAAAGCUGCUGACAAAGUUGCCUCGUAUGUUCAAACAAGAAUUCACAGGCGUCGGCGCCACACUGGAAAAGAGAUGGAAGUUCUGUGCCUUUGAAGGAAUCAAGACAACUUGACAGGGAACUGCAGAGACUUUCCCCAGAGGUGCUGCUGCUGCACGGCUCAUGUACGGAGUCUCACAGACAUAAUGGACACGUGGCAGGGAAGCUGAAGUCUAACUGUACUUACUACAUCCGUGAUGUGCUCUCGUGAGUGGCAAUGUCAUUGUGAGGCAGUCCUUGCGAUUUUCUUGCGGAAUUGUGAUAGACCUUUGUACUGUUAAAAGAAAUCCGGCAAAGGUUUUGCUUUGAUUAUAGGUAGUUUUUUGGAAAUGUGUUUUAUCUGUUAUUGAUCAGUAGGAGAGACGUAGGCAAAGGGACAGGCGCUUUCUGGAAAUCAAUCUAAACAGACUACUAGAUUAGCCCAAAAGAUAAAUAUGGCAUUGCUUCCACUUCUCCCAGUAAUUCUUCUAAUAGUAGAAGUCAUCAAUCAUUUUCUAAAACUGAUCCAGGGGAUAAGGGAUAAGUUACGCAGAAGGUACUUGCAUCAUUUAAUAUCGUAUAUCAAGUUCUUACCAAUAACAUCCCCGGUGUAUUUUUCCAUUCUCCACAUUAUCUCCUUCAGGCUAUCAUUUAGAUAAGUCUACAUAACGUGAUAGCAGCUAUUGUAUUUCUUACAUCUCACACAAGUUUAGCAGCUUCUUUCUUGGGGGGGGGGAAAGAAAACAGGCAAUGUCCAGAGAUGAAUGUGCAGGCUAUGGAGGAAAUUCCGCAUGCAAACGCGACUCAUAUAAAAGUCUAAAUGGAUAUUUGUUAAUAAUAAUAUAAAUAAAGAGGAAGUUGAGAGUAUCACAUCAACAACUGUAAAUGUAUGUUCCUGAUGUAAAUAUUGAUUUAAGCUACUGUUGGUUUACAGUGUUGUUAUGUAAUAUAUUCAUAUAGAUGCAUUUAAAUAUCCCUCUGCAUUAUCAGAUUUUAUAAAAAAAACCUUUUCUGCAAUAAAUAUGAUUGCAUACUCUG